This is a messenger RNA of Cydia strobilella, 4952 nucleotides long. RefSeq names its product suppressor of hairless protein (gene Su(H)). The record is from RefSeq and is a predicted model, not a curated record. The transcript is spliced from 4 exons. Gene Ontology annotation, cellular component: nucleus. NCBI's taxonomy places the organism in Eukaryota, Metazoa, Arthropoda, Insecta, Lepidoptera, Tortricidae. The coding region runs from base 524 to 2047 and encodes 507 amino acids. Gene Ontology annotation, molecular function: RNA polymerase II cis-regulatory region sequence-specific DNA binding; DNA-binding transcription activator activity, RNA polymerase II-specific. Gene Ontology annotation, biological process: regulation of transcription by RNA polymerase II.
UUCACAAUGUUCACAUUUCUGUCGUUGUCGAAUUUAUCACGAGAUAAACACAAGUUUUAUUAACUUUUUUUACUAAAUAUUGCCUGGAUAUUCAUUAAAAAAAGAUCACAAAAAGUCAAAAUUCGCAUACGGAGUGGAAUUAUUAAUUUACAAUUUGUGGAAUGUUGGCUGUACCGUCCGAAAAUUCUGACUCGGAACAGGUGUUUUUGAAAGAAAUGUGUUGCAGUUCCCAACGUUAUUAAUUUUUAGUGUCGUGAAUAAUAAAAAAGUGUAUCGAUCCGCGUCGGCCGGAUUGCACAGUCGCUCGUUAUUUUGGCUCGGAGGGACGAACUGGACUUCGCUUGGCGUUCGUAAACAAUUGAUAGAGAUAAAGAAGGACGCCACUCUUGUCUCCGAGAAUCAUUCACAUGAUGAGGUGGUUCGGGCCGACGGCCGAGAGGUCCAGCUAGGGGCUAUGGUGCAGCAUCUGAGCGAGCAGUGGGUGAUGACCGCGGGCGACCGGUGAGGUGGCGCCGUGGCGAGGAUGCCGCACCAGUUCGGCGCGGGCUUGGGCGGCGCGGUGGGCGCGGCGGGGGGCGGGUCGCCGCCGCCGCAGCACGGCGCGCUGUUCCCGCGGUACGCGAGCGCGGCGGGCCCCGGCGCUGGCGCCUACCGCCCCGAGGAGCGUCGCCUCACGCGCGAGGCUAUGGAGCGCUACCUGCGAGACCGCGCCGACAUGGUCGUCGUUAUACUGCACGCUAAAGUCGCGCAGAAGUCCUAUGGCAAUGAGAAAAGGUUUUUCUGCCCACCACCCUGUAUAUACCUAUUUGGUGAUGGCUGGCGGCUGCGGCGUGAGCGCAUGCUGCGCGAAGGCGAGACAGAGCAGGCGGCCCAGCUAUGUGCCUUCAUAGGUAUAGGAAACUCUGACCAGGAUAUGCAGCAGCUUGACCUGAACAAUGGGAAACAGUACUGUGCAGCUAAAACCCUGUACAUAUCAGACUCUGACAAGCGAAAGCACUUUAUGCUAUCAGUUAAGAUGUUCUAUGGAAACGGACAUGACAUUGGUAUAUUUAAUAGUAAGAGAAUUAAAGUAAUAUCUAAGCCUUCUAAGAAGAAGCAGUCAUUGAAGAAUGCAGACUUAUGUAUUGCAAGUGGUACUAAGGUAGCUUUAUUCAAUCGUCUAAGGUCACAGACAGUGUCAACUAGAUAUCUGCAUGUAGAAAAUGGGAACUUCCAUGCAUCAUCAACGCAGUGGGGAGCAUUCACAAUUCACCUGCUGGACGACAAUGAGAGUGAAUCGGAGGAAUUUGCAGUGCGGGACGGAUAUGUACACUAUGGGUCCACUGUGAAACUUGUCUGCUCUGUGACAGGCAUGGCUUUGCCUAGGCUCAUAAUAAGAAAGGUAGACAAGCAAAUGGCUCUCCUAGAGGCCGACGACCCAGUCUCCCAGCUCCACAAAUGCGCGUUCUACAUGAAGGACACAGAGCGCAUGUAUCUGUGCCUAUCACAGGAGCGAAUCAUACAAUUCCAAGCAACGCCGUGCCCUAAGGAACCUAAUAAGGAGAUGAUCAAUGAUGGAGCUUGUUGGACCAUCAUCUCGACAGAUAAGGCAGAGUACCAGUUCUACGAAGGCAUGGGACCCGUCAGGUCCCCAGUGACGCCGGUACCUCUUGUCCACUCCCUCAACCUAAACGGCGGCGGCGACGUCGCCAUGCUAGAACUGGCCGGCGACAACUUCACACCAUCGCUACAAGUGUGGUUCGGAGACGUGGAAGCGGAGACGAUGUACCGCUGCGCCGAGUCUAUGCUGUGUGUGGUGCCGGAUAUAUCGCAGUUCAGGGGGCAGUGGCUGUGGGUGCGGCAGCCUACGCAGGUGCCCGUGUCCCUGGUCCGCAACGACGGCAUCAUCUACGCCACGGGCCUCACGUUCACGUACACGCCCGAGCCCGGCCCUCGCCCGGCCUGCACGCCCGUCGACGACGUCAUGCGCCCCGAGGCCGCCGCCACGGCCUGGCAUCACGAACCGCACGCGGGGCAUCCUGCGCAUCCGGCCCAUGCGCUGCAGUAAGCCUGUUGCCCUUUGCGACGGCUGCGCCAUGAACUCGGUACGUGGAAUAAAGCAUCCGUCACAAAGGAUCGGCUGAUAGCGCGUUCUCUGCGGGCUUGGCCGACCUGCGACACGGCCAUCCUGCCUGAGUGCGACCCGAGGUGUACGACACCAAGUCACCAACCAAAGAAUCAAGAUAGAAUUCUCGAUUCGGUGAGUGAAUUGCGAACAUUAUAAAGUCCAUACCAGGUGUUUUGUUAUAUUUGGUAAACAAUUAAAAUGCGCAUUUUCGGGCUUAAACACUCGCAUGGUAUAUAGGGCUAGCACGCGAUUCGUAGCGAUGUUGAGCGAGUGACAGCUAUCAGCGCCAUAUACAUCGUUAACGUUCAAAUGUGCUGCCAUUGUUGCAUAUUCUUGCGAUUCGCGACCUGUUUUAGCGAACAAAAUGCAUUUUUAUUUAUAAAAUUGUUUACCAAGUAAAACGCGUAAGUGAUGUAAUAUUGGAUGGACUGUAGUUAGUUUCGAUAGUGCCUAGAAAGCUUUAUUAUUGAUACGGAGUGCCACGUCGAACGCUUCGCCGACUGUGAAACGACGUGCCUCUUUUGUAAACGUUUUUUUAUUAAUUAUUAUCGAGAUUAUCACACCAAAAUCAUAUGUUAAGGUCAGAUUAUUUCUGUGAGACUCGGUCGAGCUAUUACUAUAAUUUACUUACAGUGCGUCAGAUGUUACCACAUGUUUAUGGCCAAGGAAGAGAUAUCAAGACCUGAACUAUGUUCUAACACCUCAGGUACUGUAAAUAGUGAUGUCAUAAUAAGGACAAAGCUAGCGAGACCAGCUCAUUAAACCUAGUAGGUAGACAUUUAGAGCGAUUAAGAUAUUUUCUCGCAGCUAAUAUGCAAGACAACUUUGUCGCUUGUCAAUAAGACGCUACUGAAGAAAAAUGCAAUUAGAAAUUGCCCUUUUUGACAGCCGACAAAUUGUUACUUUUGCCCGAGAACACAUCAAUCGUCUAUAGAUUGUGUCUCGCUGACUUCAAUGUGUUCUUUGUCUAACGCACCCUUUUACUUAUACAAAGACGUGUCAACAGGCAUACUAGUAACGUGUAAUCCAAGCUUAGCUUACAUUAUGCCAAUAAAAAAGCUGCUUGUAUAUGGAAGUUAGUUCCUACACUGGCAUUUAACAUUUGCCAAUAUAAAAUUAAUGAACGUAUCGAAACGUGGAAGAUCUCUGCUCUUAGAUUUGUUUCUUCGGGGCCAAAUAGCUGUAAUCCAUGACAAGUCAUUCAGUAUGUUGUAACGAUUUUGAUUAGUAUUACAUAAUUUUAACUUGUGUUGACGGUGAUAUGUGAUGGAAUUUUAAAUGUGCACGCUUACAAACUUUAUAUCUAACAAAAUAACAACGCGACGCCAAAUAAGUUCAGUUAUAUGAGUUAGGUUAGUUUAUAUUGUCUCUGCACAAUUUGUUUCAUUCAAAAUAGACAAAUCAACUAUAGAUCGGAACACAAGCGGAAAAUAUGCCGUGGAGCAGUUUCAGAACAACUAACUAGAUUGUUAAACCGCAAAAUUUAAUAAUUGAUAAUCCAGUUACCUUAAUUCGUAUGGCGCCACACGGCGCAAUCUAUUUAGUUUGGCAACAUUUUCCCACUGUGUGAGCUACAGUGGCGGAUUUGCCCUAAGGCCCAGUAGGCUCGGGCCUAGGGCGGCAGUCUAUAUGAUGGGUGCUGAGAAAGGGGCGGCUAGUAGUUACUGGGGCAUUCCGGUAAGUUUUUCAUCUAGUUUUUUUUUUAACAAAAUUCUUUAUUUAUGCAAUGUCUAAGUGUAGGGCAAAGUAUUGGCGUAUUUUGCAUGCGAAUCGCUUAUACGAAAUAUUUGCUUUAAUUCCGAAUUACUUUGUCGACUUGCUUAUUGUAAAAGUAAAUUAAACAGUUUAUUAAGAAAACAAGCAGCUUUAAGAUGAUACCAAUAUUACACUAUAAAAAGGCAAGCCAAAAAAGAACCAGGCUCGGAAAGUCGAAAAAAAUGGGUCCGAAUGUCCCUUACGUAACGAUGGAAUGCCCCUACUACGGGGCCUGGGGCCUAGGGCGGCAGACUUCAAAUCCGCCACGGAGCUACUGUAGUUGUUAUGUCUAUGACUCAAGUCAAUUCUAACUUCGCUUUAGUUACUGCUAAGAUGCUUUAAUAAAAGAUUGUUGUAUACAACCUCAAAGACGCCGGAGUUGCAAUAUUUGUCAUUAGUGCACCGAAUAUCUCAUUUUACGGCAACCGCUAGUUAUAAAAUGCUCUAAGAAUACUUGUAUUAGAUUUUAAUUGUAAUCAGUUUGUUAAAUUAUUUGCACCUGCCUAAGGGCUCGCAGCAAGCUGAUAUGGCGUUAUGUAUAAUAAAAUAAAAUAACCGAGACUUUAAAGAACAAAUAAAUAGUUAAGCUAGUUUUAGUACAUAGUACAGUUUCGUAUUGUUGAAAAACACAAAUUGAAAUUAUAUUUAUUUUUAAUCCAAUUUAAUUAUGUAGGAAACUUGUGUGGAAAAAUUCUGAUUCGAUGUGUAUUACUAAGCAAAAGUGUGAUUUCCAGCAUUCCAUUCGGAAAGUGUAAUAUUGAAGUACAAAAAAUAACAAUAUUUUUGUAGCACAACAUUUGAUUAUCGAGAUAAUUUUAUAGAAUUGGUCGUGCAGUAUUACAAAUACGUUAGAGUUAGAGAUUGGUAUAAUUAAAUAAAUACGUCGUAAUUACGUCAAUUCGUAUGAGAUGGUCGAUUGUCUUUUUAAAAUGCUGUUUACUCGUGAGUUUUUAUCAUUUUACAUUUGGUAAUUAUAUAUUUGAAAAUUCGUGUUUAAACGAACUGCUCGUGUAUAAUAAGUACUCACUAUGAAUCGAAGCGGUGGAUUUGAAAUAUGAAUAUUUUUAAUAAAACUGAAUUUAAAUAAAAA